UAAAAACUUACAAGCCGGCAAUAAACUUCAAAGAAGAAGAACACUUGCAGUCCAAACAAAGCAGGCCUGAAGAGAAAGCUUCUGUCUUUUAACAUACCAUUUUAAUUGAGCUGGUGGAGGUUUGCACAUUUCAGGAAGAUAAUCAGCUGACGUUACGUACGGGAUAAAAUUACCAUGGCAUCUAAAACGAAAGUUGGAAAAGUUAAUUCCAAAAACAAGGAAGAUGCUCCUCAUGAACUGGAAAGCCAGUUCAUUUUGCGGCUACCUCAGGAGUAUGCUUCUACAGUGAGACGAAUUGCCCAGUCUGGCAGUGUAAAUCUUAAGGACAGACUUACUAUUGAGUUGCAUGCGGAUGGCCGUCAUGGAAUCGUUAGGGUGGACCGUGUCCCUCUAGCCUGUAAAUUAGUAGAUUUGCCCUGCAUCCUGGAGUCCUUAAAAACCGUUGACAAGAAGACCUUUUAUAAAACUGCCGAUAUCUGUCAGAUGUUGGUGUGCACUUUGGAUGGAGACCUUUAUCCUCCUUUAGAGGAGCCCACUGGGACUGUAGACUCCAAAGCCAAGAAAAAGGAUAAGGACAAGGACAAGAAGUUCAUCUGGAAUCAUGGCAUAACCUGCCCUCUGAAGAACACAAGGAAAAGGCGAUUUAGAAAAACAGCGAAGAAGAAGUACAUUGAGUCUCCAGAUGUGGAAAAAGAAGUGAAGAGGCUCCUAAGCACAGACGCUGAAGCAGUUAGUGUCCGAUGGGAAGUGAUUGCUGAGGAUGAGACAAAAGAAACUGAUAAUAAUUUAUCGCUGUCCAAUUUGGACUCCUCACCUGGAACCUCUGGACACAAGGGCCACGACUCUUCAGUCCCACAUGAUGAGUUGCGAGAGAUAUUUAAUGACAUCAGCAGUAGCAGUGAAGAUGAGGAUGAUGAAGGUGACCGGCAUGACGAUGAAGACCUAAACAUUAUGGAUACAGAGGAUGACAUGGUGGGUCGUCUUAACGAGAAGCUUAACGAAUCUGAUGGGGGAAGAGACGAGAACAACAGAAACAACCAAAUAGUGAUGGAGUACCAGAUGCAGAUUAACAACCUCAAGGAGAAACUGCAGGAAACACGAGCACGCAAAAAGCAACAGGAGGACUUAAUUAUGAAAGUGGAGAAUCAGGCCUUAAAGACCCGGUUUCAAGCUCUACUUAAUGACUUUAUCCAUCAAGAAGAACGUGAAAUGGAAAAGCUAACUUCCCUGCAAGAGCAGCUGGACUCACUGAUCGAGAAAUGACCUACAGAGGGCAGUGCAAUCUCAACUUACCGCUGAAUAAACAGUGCUAUAAAUGUUAAUUAAUGGAUUUAGUCUUGUGCUGUUAAAUGUUAAUCUAGACUUGGACUGUGGUAUUUUGUUAAUAUUAUUAUGGACUGUCUUUUGGACUUCAUAAAAUGUUAAUGUUUUUGUUUUUAAGGAUAAAAUGGUAAAUGCUUUGGUGGUAUUUAAAAAAAAUCUUAGAAUGAGGGUGUCCAGUCAAUAAGGAUCAAUGUGCAGUAAGUAUCUACUGGUUAUGUAAUCUUUCCUAUUUCCUAUUAGUCUCUAGUCUAGUAAAACCUGCCUAUUUUCUA
Clarias gariepinus (North African catfish) is the source of this 1595-nucleotide messenger RNA. RefSeq names its product TAF7 RNA polymerase II, TATA box binding protein (TBP)-associated factor (gene taf7). Gene Ontology annotation, biological process: transcription initiation at RNA polymerase II promoter; RNA polymerase II preinitiation complex assembly. NCBI's taxonomy places the organism in Eukaryota, Metazoa, Chordata, Actinopteri, Siluriformes, Clariidae. Gene Ontology annotation, cellular component: transcription factor TFIID complex. The transcript has 13 exons. Gene Ontology annotation, molecular function: RNA polymerase II general transcription initiation factor activity. The record is from RefSeq and is a predicted model, not a curated record. The coding region runs from base 175 to 1263 and encodes 362 amino acids.